Molecule: messenger RNA, 1529 nt
Organism: Cajanus cajan (pigeon pea)
Lineage: Eukaryota; Viridiplantae; Streptophyta; Magnoliopsida; Fabales; Fabaceae
Gene: TIN1
Product: tunicamycin induced protein
Source: RefSeq, a predicted model, not a curated record
UCCAAACACAUUCCAACUCUAUCAUCAUCUUCAUCAUCAUCAUUGUGAAGCCAAUUCCGUCUUUCUCCUUCUCUUCGCCUCACACCAUGAAAUCGCUUCUCCGCCUCGGAAUCGCGUUCCUUCUCCUCCACUCCUGUCUCGCUUCCGACACCCCCUACCCCAAGGCCAUCUCCGACCUGAAGGACGCGAUUGUGAAAGGAUUAGGGUUCAACACAGAGGAUGAAGUCAAGAUUACGGGGUUCGAUCCUCGAGACGCUGAAGUAGGACAUUCCGUGGAGUACCAAUUCGACCUCGAGAUCGAUCACCAGGUUAUUCCCUUCAAGCUCCUCGAAGACGUCAAACGCUGGGACUACGUCGACCUUCCAAUUUUCCGGGCCCAGGCCCAAACCGGCUUGGUCAAGAAGCAGCCUUCGGAAAACCGCCUUCCCGUUUUGGCUCCCUUCAUGCUCGCCGGGCCCAUGGAACUCUGGAUCCAUGAUGCCAACGACAUGAGACUCUCUCUCCCUCAUGACGUGGAAGCUGGUGUUUUGAAGAAAGUGGUUUUGGCGGAGGGAGCGGCGGUCACGGUGAAAGGAGCGAGGUCCGUUAGUCUCCGUCAACCGCUUGAUUUCCCUCUUCCGUUGAACCGAACACAGAACGGUUUCGCUAACGGUCUCUUAACCCUUGCCGAGCAUCUUCGCCAUGCUUCUAGAACCCAGGCUUCUCCGAUCCUCUCCCUGCGAAUCGUUGGUCCCACAUCGCUCACAGCAGCACCUUCCUCCACUUCAACCUCUUUAAAGCUCAAACGUCUCGCGCCUGGGCUCGUGGAAUUGUCGUCGCCUUCUAAAACCAAAGCGGUUGAGGAGAUUCCUAGCGUUGAUAUAGAAAGUGAAGCUCCCACGGUUCUCACGCCGACUCAGUUUACUACAUUGUGGCCUCUGGCUUCGCUUAAUGGGUCGAAUGCGAACUUGUUAGGGUUUGAGAAGCUUUUGCAUACUGUGUUGGGGGCUAAGGCUGAUAAGAAGGGUUCGUUCAGGUUGCUGAAGGCUGAUGUUUCUGCUCAGACGUAUGUGAAGAUUGGUUUUCAGGCGGAGAAGAGGAUUAAGGAAGGGGAAUUGGAUGGUUACUUCCCUGUGUGGAGGACUAAGCCUGAGACGGUGACCACGCACUUUGAGGUGCUGGCAAAGGUUGAUGGGGAUAAGGUUAUACCGGAGAAGGUGAUGCCGGUGCAACCUGUUAUCGCGGUGGAUAAUGUGGCGCCGGAAAUGCUCUCUGGGAAUGUGUCCAUGUCGAAGACACCCGUGGUUCACCCUCCGCCUAACCCCUUCUACUUAUAAUGUGUGGAAAGGGAAGGGGAUUGGUUCAUUUUGUAUGCUUUACAGGAAGAUAUGCAAUUAUAGCACAGUGAAGAGGGAACAAUCUUGUUUUUCAUUUUGGUAUAUACACAACAGAUGUAAAAUUGUAAGUAAUGAGGAAUUUGUUUUAUUUUUCCAUCAUGGAUUUGCUUCUUACCCUAUACAAAUUAACCACUCUAACAAAAAAAAAAAAAA